This is a messenger RNA of Oncorhynchus gorbuscha (pink salmon), 549 nucleotides long. RefSeq names its product high affinity cAMP-specific and IBMX-insensitive 3',5'-cyclic phosphodiesterase 8A-like. Lineage: Eukaryota; Metazoa; Chordata; Actinopteri; Salmoniformes; Salmonidae. The record is from RefSeq and is a predicted model, not a curated record. The transcript is spliced from 3 exons. Gene Ontology annotation, biological process: positive regulation of ERK1 and ERK2 cascade; cellular response to epidermal growth factor stimulus; signal transduction. The annotation marks the transcript as partial. Gene Ontology annotation, molecular function: 3',5'-cyclic-AMP phosphodiesterase activity.
GGCGGUCAGGGUCCAGGGCGGUCAGGGUCCAGGGUGGUCAGAGUCCAGGGCGGUCAGGGUCCAGGGCGGUCAGGGUCCAGAGCGGUCAGGGUCCAGAGCGGUCAGGGUCCAGGGCGGUCAGGGUCCAGAGCGGUCAGGGUCCAGGGCGGUCAGGGUCCAGAGCGGUCAGGGUCCAGAGCGGUCAGGGUCCAGAGCGGUCAGGGUCCAGGGCGGUCAGGGUCCAGGGCGGUCAUGGUGACUUCCUCAUGAAGCUGGGAAUCGGCGACGAGGAGUCUGUCAAAGGCAUCCUAACGUCCCCAGACAACCGGAUCCUUGUCAAGCGCAUGCUGAUCAAGUGUGCCGACAUCUCCAAUCCGUGCCGACCGCUGGAGCUGUGCAUAGAAUGGGCCGGGCGCAUCUCAGAGGAAUACUUUGCACAGACUGACGAGGAGAAGAGGCAGAGUCUACCGGUGGUCAUGCCUGUGUUUGACAGGAACACCUGCAGCAUUCCUAAGUCCCAGAUCUCCUUCAUAGACUACUUCAUCACAGACAUGUUCGACGCCUGGGAUG